UGCCGAUGUCUGGAAUAGUGGUAUUUGGUAUUCUGAAUUCCGAUUUCUUAUUUAAUGUUUUUAAGAAUUAAAUUACUUGUUAUCCGUCACAUUGCACUUGAACUUGAUUUUGUUUUAGUAAAUUGUGUCUGGUCCGUUCUUUUUUCGUUAUAAAUAUUUUAUCCGCAUUUUACUACAUUUUACAGAUUUGAACGUUUCGCAUUAUUAUCUCUUAAGAAAAAAAAUGACUGAAGCCGUGGUGAGUGGAAAAGAUACGCGUUGUUUAUUCAUUAACAAUGGUGAUGAUUUAUUGACUCUAAAAAAAGUUGUAUCUAAAAAAGCAGACAAAGAUGAUGAGAAACAAAAACUUAAUAAAUCUGUAGAAACUAAUGGCAGUGAAUUAAAUGGAAACCACAAUAAAACUGAUAGUAUAAAUUUUGAUGUUGAUAAUACAUCUUCAUUAGAACCAAAUUUAGAAAUGGAUAGUGAUACAGAUCGUAAUAUUACUAUUGGUUCAAUUUGCACCCAAGAAGAUCGAGAAUCAGAAACUAUUGAUAUCUCUAAUGAAAAUUCAAAUGAAGCAGACACAAAAAAUGGUGAAAAAGAUAUUCAAGUAAAUUCAAUCAAAUGUCUAAAUAUUCCAUAUUCUCCAAGUGAUUCUUUAGAUGAUAAUGAGUAUUCACAUGAUUUGGAAGAUGAUGAUUUAGAAUUAAAUAAUAUUAGGUCACCUGCAUCUUACUUUAAUAUAUCUUCAAGGGCACCAUUACAUUCUACCAAGGAUUUAGACACUACAUUAGAAGACGAUAUACUAUUACUGGAUGAAGAAGUAUUAAUUAGCGAACGAAAGCGAAAAUUUGAAGACUUACCAGAACAAGAACAGAAGGCUACUAAGAUACUUAAACUGUGGAACUUAAUGAAAUAUCCUUUUCAAAAAAUAACUUAUGGUACUUCAAUAAGUGAAGAUGAACCAAAUAUUUCUAUAGCUGAAGCCAUAGUUGAAAAAGAGAAUUCCUUAGAACCUGAGACAGCUGUUAGUGAGGACAAUAGUGAUAGUGUAAAAACUGAAGAAAAAAACACUCAAAAUAAUUCUGAGGCAGAUGGAGAAAAUGUGGAUACCUCAACAAAUGAAAAUACACAAAAAUUCUGUAACAUAAUGUAAUUGAAGCAAAAAGGUAUAAAUUAAUUAUUGCAAUAUUCUUGUUUUAAAGAAGUGUAUGUUCAUAUUAGUUAAAUAAUACAUUGAAUAUUUUAGCUUUAUUGACUGAAUUAGUCAAAAAUAAAACAUGGCCUAAAUUUGAUUUUUUUUUAUUACUAUUUUUAUUUUAUGACCAUUUAUAAUGUUCCAAAUUAUCAUUUGUGUUUAACAUAUUUAGUGUUUGAAAUUACUUAAGAAGUAAUUUUUUUUAACAUAUCAAAGAACAAAAUUUGUUCCAUUUAAUAUUUUUUUCUUACAUAUUUAAAUGCAGUAUUAUGUUCUAAACUGGUUAAAUAUUAAUAAUUGUUAAUACAUUUAUGUUAAAUCACAAUAAGUAUUAUUUGAAAAUCAACAUAUAUCUAUAUGCCAAAACAUAAUUUUUACUAUAUUUACUUUUUAAUUAUGUUAUUGUUUAUUGGUCAAGGCGGUUAUUUAUAUUGUAAUUCAUUAUUAUUAUUAUUUUUAAAUAACCUUAGCAGAAUUGAUAUGAAUAUUUUGUAACUAUCCAUAAAUUAUGUGCCUAGUGUUUAUUUCGGCAGAAAUAUUAGUACUAUAUCAUAUUAAGUAAAUUGUUUGGAAGUUGAAAUUUAUUAGUUAUAGAAAGUUAUUACAGAACUUAUAAGGUUUACAAAAAUUAAAAUAUGUAAAAUUUUAUUUUAACUAUAUAUGGUAUUUACAAUAUAAAUUGUAUUGACAAUUGAUUUAUUUAAAAUUAUUUAGUUAUAAUUUUAAAGUUAAAAACAAAUAAAUGAAAAAGAAAAUCAUCUCUCAUUUUUGUAAUUAAGUUUAUUUUGAUGUAUACUACCAGUUAUUUUUCAUGUGUUUAUUAAUUAUAAGUAUUCAAAUAAGGAAUAAUACUACUUAAUAAUUUAGAAUAUUUUUUUAUGUACAUCAACACGAUUUUAGAAUAUUUUUCUUUUUAUGUUGUAGUCGAUAAAACCUUGUGCGAUAACAAUGUCCCCCUUUGAUGUUGUAUAUCUUGUUACAAAUUCACAGUAUAGUAUUUAAGAAGAAUGAUUAGAAGAAAUAAUACAUGUUAGAUAAGUUUUUUAGUUAGCUGCGUAUUUUAUUAAUAUUUAUUUAUAAACCCUUGUAUACAAUAUAAUAUAGAUACAAAUAAAAGUAUUAGAAAUA
Messenger RNA from Rhopalosiphum padi (bird cherry-oat aphid), 2308 nucleotides. Its product is annotated as protein ecdysoneless homolog. Lineage: Eukaryota; Metazoa; Arthropoda; Insecta; Hemiptera; Aphididae. The record is from RefSeq and is a predicted model, not a curated record. The transcript has 3 exons. The coding region runs from base 224 to 1138 and encodes 304 amino acids.